This is a messenger RNA of Cricetulus griseus (Chinese hamster), 1025 nucleotides long. The record is from RefSeq and is a predicted model, not a curated record. Lineage: Eukaryota; Metazoa; Chordata; Mammalia; Rodentia; Cricetidae.
AUGUGGGCAGGGUCUCGCGUUGCACCUCCUUGCUGGCACCGGGUGGGCGGGGCCUCGCUCUGCACCUCCUCCUCGCUGGCGCCUGGGCGGGUGGUUCGUGUUGGCCGCGAUAUGGCUGCGCUGGUGGAACCGCUGGGUCUGGAGCGGGGUAAGCGCUCCCGUGGCAGGUCAUGGUGGGCGGGGCGCGACCUGCGGUCUGUGGGCGUGGGAGGGUCUGGGGCGGAGCGCCCCAAGAACACCCCGUCUGGGGUUGGGGGUUCAGGGGACCCGCUGGCCGUGUCGAAACGCUUCCAGCCUGACCUCGGUCGCCCUUCCUGCUGCCCUCGCGUGCCUUCGUGGUCCCCACUGCAUUCUGCAGACGUGUCCCGGGCCGUGGAGCUGCUGGAGCGGCUGCAGCGCAGUGGAGAGCUGCCCCCGCAGAAGCUGCAGGCCCUGCAGCGGGUCCUGCAGAGUCGCUUCUGUUCUGCCAUCCGCGAGGUGUACGAGCAGCUCUAUGACACGCUGGACAUCACUGGCAGUGCCGAGGUGCGGGCUCACGCCACAGCUAAGGCCACAGUGGCUGCCUUCACAGCCAGUGAGGGACAUGCACAUCCCAGGGUCGUGGAACUACCAAAAACUGAUGAGGGUUUGGGCUUCAACAUCAUGGGUGGUAAAGAGCAGAACUCACCCAUCUAUAUCUCUCGAGUCAUCCCUGGAGGUGUGGCAGAUCGCCAUGGCGGCCUCAAGAGGGGAGACCAGCUGCUGUCUGUGAAUGGUGUGAGUGUGGAGGGCGAACACCACGAAAAGGCAGUGGAACUCCUGAAGGCCGCCCAGGGCUCAGUGAAACUGGUGGUUCGAUAUACCCCUCGGGUGCUGGAGGAGAUGGAAGCCCGCUUUGAGAAGAUGCGAUCUGCCCGUCGGCGCCAGCAGCACCACAGCUACACGUCCUUGGAGUCUCGAGGCUGAAAUCACAGAGCAGGACCCUCCUUCCUUGUACAGUAUUAUUUAUUGUUACUUGCACCUUAUUUAAAGAUCAUUAACCCUCA